UAUUGACAGAAUACAGAGUUGAUUUUUUAAUAAAAUAUAUAUAUAUAAUUAUCCCUUUAAUUAAAGGGAACAAUGGGUAUCAAUAAUUUCAAAUGGGUAAAAGCUUGAAAUUUGGUUUAAUAUCAACAAUAAGCAUUAAAGGGAGUUGCAGGGAUAAUGUUGCAAAUGACUGUUUCUGUUCUUGUUUUUUUGGUUUGUUUGGGUUUUUUUGUUAGUGUUACAUCUCUCUGUUCUGAAGGUGAUUUCUGUUGAGUUGGGUUUCUCAGCAGUGCAGGUGUCCCUUGGAACCAGCUUAUCCUUUUGAUGCCUACUUCAAGGGUUAAUUUCCAGUGUGGCCAUAAUACACUUCUUUCCUAUUACCUUUUGAAAUUUAAUCAAUCUACAUUGGUUUAAGACUUUAGGCAAGGGUUCAAAGAAAUAGCCUGUUCUAAAAUCUCUUUUAUAAAACGUUCUGUGACUCAAACCAGUACAGCCAGAAUUUUGUAUGCACAGGCACGUUUUUGGAGGACGUGCUCUUUCUGGCCUCUUACGUUUGAUAUGUUCUUAUGAAAAGCCGAUAGGCAACUCAGUUAAUAUUCUUAAAGUUGUUUUGCGAAAAAACAGUUUGUAUUUCUCUUUGACUGUUCUAAUUUUGCUUUUGUAAGCAAAAACUUCUUAAUUGCCACCGGUGUUCUGUAUCUCAGGAGCUCGCUGCUUUGGGAUUAACCGGGUAUAUGGACAGUAACAUUUACUGACUCCCAACACAACAGGUCCAUGCAGAAUAACUCCUGUUGGCUAGGUCCCAUGAGGAUGGUAAAAGGAGAGGAACACACAGAAGGCCAGUGACCAUUACUUUGGAGACAGCUCUACUUACUGUCGAGGCAGAAAUUAUUUUUUUACUGUUUUUCUGUGUUUUUACUUUGCUGGAGCAGAAGGUGAUGCAACCAAUGGACAUCUGAAUCUGCUGGCCAUUUUUCCUGCUGGUGCAUAACAUCCCCCCAUUCUCUCUCUUAAACUCACCGAGUGCUCUCUCUGCUGUUGUAGACUGUUCAGUGUGAUGGUUGUGUCAUAGGACUGUACUGAGCCAUGUUUGAUAAACUUGUAGUUAAUCAUGCAUUCUGAUGGAAGGCGUGGCGUGCACAGUGCUCUGUCCACCUCAUGGAUCUCAGACCAGUGUCAGACAGUGCCCAGUGUCAGACAGUGAGUAACAUCAAUUUACCAAUUAAAAAUACACAUUAGGGUAUUCUAGGUCCACUUAAGGAAAGGUGUAUAGGGGAGAAAGGAAGACUAUUUCAGCUGAUGUUGAUCUUACAUUUUUUCUGUCCUCCAUUCCAGAUUUCUCAGUGCUUAAGAACUGCAAUAGCAUUUAAUCAGUUCCAUCUGCUAUAUUUGAUCUCUCUGUGAAGGUAUUAAAAGGAACAGCUAGUGUUCUGAAAUUCGGAAACCGUGAGGUCGAGGAUGGUAAAGUCAUCUUCAGUUGAUGCCUUCGGUCACUGUCUGCAGUGAUCAGCAAGAUGGUUUUCUCCUGAGGAACAGUUUUCACUGUUGCUAACAGAGGAGUAGUGCUAAGAUCAGUCUGCUCAGCAGAGAGAGGGCCUCAGUUUACUUUUCAAAAGUCUCAUUAGGCACAUUUCAGUUAAACCUCCCCUCCUUGUUUUUACCAUGUGGAAUUUGGGAGUUUGAGGGAGUUCAGUCACUCUAGCCAUUUUGUCUGACCCUUCUCUUUUGGUGUUAUUUUUAGCUAUGGUUCUUCUUAAGGAAAAAAAAGCUAAUUGCCUCCGGCGGUGUUCUCUCUCUGUAUUUUUUUUUCAGCUGAAGUUUGCAGUCUGUUCAAAAGCUGUUCAUUGAUCUCUUUUCUUUUUUUCUUCUAAGAAAAGCAUUCUGAUAAUUUGUAGGAGUUUUUUUUCUCACAUAAUUCAGCAAAUAAGCACUGAAAUUCUUCCAUUUUAGACUAUUGAUUAACUACAACUUUACAUGCAGUGGUUUUUGAAGCCAUUUUGGUGUUCGAUGCCCUAUUAAAACAACCCAGACCUUUUGAUUUUCUUUAAGAAAUCUCUCUUAUUUUUCCUCUGUUUUGAAAGUUGAUUUUUGUUUUAUUUACUUUUGCUUUAGUGUUUUUGAAACGUCUCUCUUGUUCUAUGUCGUCAUGGUUGAGCUUGUUUCACUGCACCGUUAAAGCAGAGUGUACAUUCUGACUGCUACAUUUAUAUAUAUCUUGAAGCUUAAUGUAUAUAUGAGUAGUUUGCCAUGGGAUAACACAGUGUAAACAGAGUAGAAACCCAGAAAUCGUGACUUCUGUGUUCUCUCCAUUUGAGUAUUUUGUAAUUUUUUUGAAAUAUUUGUGGACAUAAAUAAAACCAAGCUACACUACAGCAGCCAGGUUUUGCCUGCAAGCGAAAUGUGUCUGUUAAUUGUUGUUAGUGGGAAAAGAGUUAUUUUCAUCUGGGAUAAUAUGGGAUGCUGGCAUGGCCAUCUUGUCUGUUUUAAAGCUGUCUUGUCUUUCUUGGCUUUAUUUUUUCCUCCUUUGAGCUCAUUUCUUUUUUAAUAUACAGUAUACAAGCACCAACAUUAUGUCUCGUUACAGACAUUUAUUCUGCCUCCCUGAAACACAUUUAAUAUUCAGGGUAAUACUACAUAACUUUGCCAUGUUAUUCUGUAAGUUAAGCAGUCAAAUUGGUAAGAACGCAUGUGUAAGAAUGCUUUGGCUGUUGUGACUGCAGGAGCUUUCUGUGUACAGCGUUGCUAUGUCCACUGAUCUGUCUGCCUGAGCACAAACGAGAAGUUAAAAUGAAGUGUGUGUGUAAGCUUUCAGUGCGUCAGCUGAAGAACAGAAAAACAAGAACUUCUAAACCAGAGUGGACAAUUUUCCUCAUUUCAACAGAGUAGGAAAGACUGCAUGCCGUCAUCUUUUAAAUUUGCCUGUGAACCAAACUGUUCAGAAGACGUGCAAGGGAGAAUGAACCCUGAUGACUCAUGAAAUGGUAGCUUGAAGUUAGAUUUAGUACGCUAUAUAUACCCCAGUAGCCAAGUUUUUUACAUAUCUUAUUUUCUAAGAGGUGUUACUUUGUGCCAGUAGAGUCAUCUUGCAUACAACCAAUCCAGACCUGGCAAGAGAUGGAUUCCAAAGGGGUGGUGAUUGCAGAGAGGAAGAUGUACAAUUCAUUGUCUUUUCAUUGCCUGCUGAAAAGCUGGGAUUUGCUUUCAGAUUGCACCAACUUGUGUUUGUGUGCAUUUGUAACAGCUUCUUAUCUUCUGUCUACGAGGGGUUAUAAUGUAUUUGGGUGGGUGAGCUGCUUGAGUGUUCCAUAUAUGAUAGCAGUGUCUCCAAAGUGUUACGAUGCCAGAGAGAGGGGGAUGAUGAGUAUCUUUACAGAAUAAAUGUUUGGUCAAAAGGGAGACAGGAAGGCUGCAUUCUUGAUCCGAUUCUGCUUUGGUUUUGACCUGUGACUUUUCAGAAAUAGGUAUUUUGACUCCAGUUCAAGCUAACCAGUGCUCUGAGUGUACUGAGAAAAGUGCCCUGUUGUUUGAGUGUGCUUGAAGCAGACUGAGAAGUAUUCAUGACAAAUAGCGCAGGAGUUUGGAGCUGCAUAUUUGAAGAGGCUGCUCUAUUUAUACCCUGUGGCAUUUUGUAAGGGGAAGGUCAGUUCUUGUCUACUGGAUAUAGCUUCUGAAAAUGCUUUUUUUGAGGCUGGCUUGAACAUGUGCUGUGGUGGAUAUUUUGACAUUUCUCUUUGGUUUUUAAUUCCUUGCACUCAGAACUUGAACGGGCUUGGGCUGCCCUCCUGCUCUUGCUAUAGGCUUUGAGGUUCCAGGCUUUGAAUAGUUAUUCCUGCAGGGAGAAGGCCAAAGUGGAUUGUUAUUGCUGUAUAAAUUGAACAACACGGUUCCUAUAGCAGUGGUGGUCUCAUGUCAGCGAUGUCUUGCCGAUGCAAGGAAAAGGUGGGAACGCUGGCUGCCUUGUGGCUGUGUUCUGUGCGUGGGAACAGCCAUCGUUCUCAUGUCACAUAACUGUGGAAAGUAACCCAUAGAGGAGGGCUCCCAUUGUUUCUCAGCCGUGGAUCACUGUUACAACUUACACUCAGGCACAAGGAGGAAUGCUGAAGCCUGCUGUUUUGUUUGGAAAUCUGAUUUUCUGUUCUUUGAACGUGAAAAAAAGGCAUCUGUGGCAUUGCUGCUUGUGGCAUUUCUGGGCUUUGUGGAAGCUCCUGUGCACUGGGUUUGAUCUCUGAGGGUCUUUAAUCACUUUACUCAAGGCAAGUGUGCUGGGAGGGCGGGUCCUGCUCCAAAGGGAGUGGCUGCCCAAACCUUCUGGAAGAUGCUGUGAGGGAGCCCCUCAGCCCUGGCAAUGUGGGGUUGUGCAGGGAAAAUGGUGGUGGGAGGGAGCCUAGGGCACAGCCUUUUCUCUCAGAGCAGCCCUGCCUGUGGAAGGAAGCCCGGAUCGUGGGAUUUGCUAUCACCCAGCCCCUCCUGGCAGGGUUCCUUGGGAAUACAGUUCCUAUUGUAGCAGUGGAUUUGUGUCAGCAAUGCCUUGGUGGUGCAAGGACAAGGUGGGAAAGCCAGCUGCCUCGUGGCUGCUCUAUCCAUGGGAAUAGCCUCCAUUCUAAUGUCAUUUAGCUGUGGAAAGUAACCCAGGCAGGAGGGAUUCCAUCCUUGCUUGGGCAUUGAUGCUGUUUACAGCUUACAUUUAGGCAUGAGGUGAAAAGCUGAAGCCUGCUGUUUUGUUUGGAAAUUUGAUUUUCUGUUGUUUGAAGAUGAAAAAAGGCAACUCUGACAUUGCUGCUUGUGGUGUCUCGUGCACUGGGUUUGGUCUCUGAGGGUCUUUAAUCACUUUACUCAAGGCAGGUGUGCUGGGAGGGCGGGUCCUGCUCCACAGGGAGUGGCUGCCCCAAACCUUCUGGAGGGUGCUGUGAAGGAGCCUCUCAGUCCUGGCAGCGUGCUGGUGUGAGGUAAGAGCGAGCCUUUCCCUUCUAGGAUGGGGAAAAAGAUGGCAGGAAAGGGUGGGAAGGAGUCUGGGACGCAGCUUUUUCUCUCAGAGCGGCCCUGCCUGUGGAGUGAAACCCAGAUUUUGGGAUGUGGUCCUUGACCCAGAAGGGAGCUAGCUUUCCCUCUGCCCCUCCUGGCACUGUCCUGUGGUCCCCAAAGAAGCUGGGUCUCUCUCUGAUCCUCCUCCAAACGUCCUUUGGUCCCCGAGGCAGCUGGGACCCGGGUGCUGGUUCAGUUUGCUCAGCUCCAUCCGUGUUGCUGUCACAGGUGCCCUGCGUCCCAGGCAGCUGCUCCUGUGGUGACAGUCCUGGAAGUUUUUCCUCCUUGGCUUUCCCAUGUGACAGUUUUGUCUAAUGAUGGAGGGAGAAGAAGCCUGCCGUUAAAACACAGGAUCUGCCCAUUGUUCUUGUCUGGAUUCGUCAUUAACUCAGCCUGUGUCUGUGGCAAACUGGUGACUGUCUUCCCAAGAGCCAUCCCAGGUGUUGGGGCUGUAUUCCUGCCUCAGGGAAAGGGAAUGGAAACACGGCAAGAUCGCCCACAGAAAUGUGCACUAGAUUAGCACCUGAAUUCUUCAUUCCGGUCACAAGAAUUCUAAUUUCAUCAGCCAACAUCUGAAUAGAGCCUGGAAUGACACGGCUAGGUGUCUCUGGUGUUUGUUCUACUCCAUUCAGCUCAGAGAGAACCUGGCCCUGCUUCUGCUGUCAUGCUGGUGUGUGAGAGCAAUUCAACUGGUGUCAGAGGAUUCCACUGACAUAAAUCUAGCUAAGCCACAACCUGUUGCAAAGUCCCACUGAAGCACUGCUGUGGCAUGACAAGAUACCUUCAAAACUACCCUCAAGCAUGGAAGAAGGAGGUUACAUCAUGGCAAACUUCAUCAGUGCCUGGAAGCAGGUUGUUAUAGAAGGGAGUCCUGUGAUGAUCUGGAGAUGCUAGUGGUGGUUCUAAUAUUUUUGGUGGAGCUGCCUCCUCAAAUACAGCACACAAUGUCCAUGUAUCAUCAGUGCUUUCACGUACAUUGAUGUCACUUUUCAACUCUCCUCUGUGAGUUCUACCAGGUGGCAGUGCAGGCUUCCUCAAACACGGCUACCUCCAACGUACUUCGCAUCCUACCUGUUACGACUGGCUCUGCGGUUAAUUGAAUGGAAAAUCUGAAAGAAAAGAAAAACAAAGGCAAACAAGACAAGCCUUCCUGUGGUCCUGACCCAGCAUUUAUUCAUAAUGAUGGAGGCACGAGCGAGUAGAGAGUGAGGAGUCCAGAUUUGACCUCAGUUUCUUUGGACGUAAAAAGCAACUGAGCUGACAUGCAGUGGGAAAAUCCCUUUUCCUUCAAAAUAAAAGGACUGGAAAUUAAAUGCCAGCUCGCAGCGAUCAAAAAGCCUCCGGUGGGAGCGGGGCGAGGCUGCACUUUGCAGAGACCUCUCCGAGAUGUCAGGUAUUAGUCCGGAGGGGCAGAUCUGCGUGGCACACACCAGCUCCCGGGUCUACGGUACAUUAGCCUCUCCGUGGGAGAGGGAUCCCAGACAGCUCUGCUGGGGAGCCAGCCCAGGAGAUUUGUUAGCCGGGGGAUACCAGCCACCUCCGGCGCCCGAGCGCCAAAGGUGCUCCUGCUGCUGCUGCUGCUGCUGCUGGCGCAUUUCAUCCCAACUCCAGCCAGAGCGGGGGCAAGUUGAACCGGAGACAUUAGAGCCACUGCGCUUUGGAGAGGCGAGGGCGCACGGGGAGCGCAGCGGCACCAUGCCUGCUAUCAAGAAGGAGCGACUUGACAGGGAAGAGAUGGCCCUGGCAGCCUUUAACCAGCCCAUGGAAACCUUACCUGACUAUCUCGCCCCUCUGGCCGCCGCUGCCAUUCCGGUGGUGACCCCGCACCCGCCGGCUUACGACCAGAUCUUCGCUCACCGCGCGUACCUGGGCUUCCACGAAACACACCCCCACCAUCCCCACCACCUCCCCGAGGACCUGAUGCUGGAGAGGUUUUCCUCCAUCCCGGAUUUCCAGCCUUUCUUUGACAACGGAGAGCCUUGCAUCGAGGUGGAGUGCGGGGAGAACAAGGCGCUGCUCUACGUCAAUAAGUUGUGCCAGGGGAGCAAAGGACCCUCUAUCCGGUACCGGGGCGAGUGGCUCACGCCCAACGAGUUCCAGUUUGUGAGCGGCAGGGAAACGGCCAAGGACUGGAAGCGCAGCAUCAGGCACAAAGGGAAAAGUUUGAAGACUCUUAUGUCCAAAGGAAUCUUACAGGUACAUCCUCCAAUCUGUGAUUGCCCUGGGUGUCGAAUUUCGUCUCCAGUGAACCGGGGUCGCCUGGCAGAGAAGAGGACGAUCCCCUUACCUCCAACCAGGAUCCCGAAGAAAGAGCUGACCUCAAUUUUCUCGCAUAGUGACGACAGCGAAGAGAGUGAUAAGAGCAAUGGUCAACAUCCUGAAGUAAAGCAGGAGGAGGAUCUCCACAUCAGUAUCAUGAAAAGAAGGAUACACACCCACUGGGAUUUAAACAUCUCCUUCCGAGAGACCUCUUGCAGCCGUGAUAACGACCUUUCCACUAUCAUCUCCAACUUGCAUCAGAGCCGUCAGCUCGUUAUGCCAGAGACCCAGAGCCGCUGCGAAUUCAAGAGAAACAGCAUCGACGUCAGCUUAGGAGCAGCAGAUGAAAUUUUAGGCAAGAGAAGAGUAUGUUCUCCCAACAGCAGCAGUGAGUGUCCUUUAGAAAGCAAGAAAGCCAGAAGUGAGUCCCCAAAGGAAAACUCCCACACGCCUCUGCUUGAGGACUCGGUGACUCAGAUGACCCCGGAGGAGCACUACAGACGCAUGAUGUCAGCACUUAAUGAACAUGGCACGUUUGAAGAGCAGCAGCAACAACGGCUCUACCAGCUGGCCAAUAGCAUGGCAGUGCCCAGCCAUGGAGAUCUCCUCCGGGCACGGCAAGAGGUGGCAGCGGCGGCAGCAGCACGCAACCCUGGCGCGAUGGAAGCACACAUCCCCUCGGCCAGCAACUCUUCCAGCCAGCGGAGGAAGCAGGGUCUCCCCCAGCACAGGGACACCCACUUCCCCGAGAGGGAGAUAUCCCACCCACCACCUCUACUUUCGCCCCAAAAUGCACCCCACAUUGCCCUGGGGCCCCACUUGAGACCUCCUUUCCUUGGGGUGCCUUCGGCUCUGUGCCAGACACCAGGUUACGGGUUCCUACAGCCGGCACAAGCAGAGAUGUUUGCACGGCAGCAGGAGAUGCUACGAAAGCAAAACUUGGCCAGGUUGGAGAUGUCAGCCGAGAUCAUCCGCCAGAAGGAGCUGGAGAACCUCCACAGGCAAAGGCUACUGGCUGGUGACCCGCUGAGCCUGCAUCCUGGCUUGCCUCCGGACCACCCAGCCCUACGCAACGUCCAUGACAUCCCCGAGGGCCACCCGCUGCGGGAGGAGCUCUCCCGGCGAAAUGCCAUGCUGGUGCUGCGGCACAACAACACUCCCCUGCUGUCCCUCAACCCCAGCGUCCCCAGCAGCGCCACGCCGCCCAAGGAGCAGCCCCGGCGUGGCACUCGGAAAUCGGCACAUCACCGCAAUGAGCCACAGGGGGUGAGCGAGGCCAAGGAGCUGGUGGAGCCCCGGGCACGGGAUGGGGCACCGGACUGUAAUGAUGAGGAGAUGAAGGACUCUGAGAGUGAUGCAGAUGUGAGUGAUGAGAAGCCGGAGAGCUUGAAGGCUGAGAGCAGCAGCUCGGUGGCUGAGCUUAAGGAGUGCAAAGAGAUGGGCAAAGCCUGCGAAGGGGCCAAGGAGCUGGGUGAAACGGCUGCUGGCCAAAAUGCCCCCUGCAGCUCCUCGAGCGCCGAGUCCCCCAGCCACUUGCUUGGCCCAAGCAUCAACAAAAAUGAGGUGAAAUACCUUCCUCCAGCCUCCAUCCCACCACCUCAGCCGCUGCCCUUCGGAUUCCCUUACACGAUGAGUCCGUACUUCCAUGCUGGCACCAUGGGAGGUCUCUUUCUGGAUGGUGAGGAAAGCCCUGCGCUGGAAGACAUCAGCAAAUGGACGGUGGAGGAUGUAUGCAGCUUCGUCUCCAACUUGUCUGGCUGCGCCGAGUACACUCAGGUAUUCCGAGAGCAGGCUAUUGAUGGUGAGACCCUGCCCCUCCUGACAGAAGAGCACUUACUGAACAACAUGGGGCUGAAACUUGGACCUGCGCUGAAGAUAAGGUCACAGGUCGCCAAAAGAGUGGGCAGAGUUUUGUACAUGGCAGGCUUCCCCAUGGCUUUCCCACUGCAGCCUCCUGGUUUGCGGCCGCCGGAGCGGGACCUGCCCGCAGGCGAUCUCCGGCCGUCCUCCACGGGCAGUGUGGCCUCACCGUUCAGCAGCGGCCUCCCCUCCGCCAGCCGCGUUUCACCAAAGCAGGAAAACGGCAACCCCUCCAUCAUCGCUGGGAUCGACACCACGAAACCUCCCUCCUAACUGCAGGAGAGCUCUUGGACUGCUUCUGGAACUGAGGUUCAGUUGAAUAAACUGAAGGUAACGCGUUUUGGGAGCCCAGGAGAGGCUCCCUCAGCAGUGCGAGACACAGGAGGGAGGGAGGGCGGUGAGUUUUUUUGGAUGCAUUUGCUUUUUGGGGGAGUUUCUUUAAAAAAAAAAAAACAAAAACAAACCACCUACAGAAGUUUUAAAAACUGUGAAAAGGGAAGGAAAGAAAAUGAUCCAAAGAUGUACUGAGACAACACAAGUGAUGAGAAGAUGAUUCUGGAGGAUGGCAGCAGCAUUCCCUUCCACACCCCUUCUCGCACACCACUUUGAGAUGAAGAGCACAGAUGGGGAACAAAUGCUUUUCUUUGCCUUUGAAGAAAUGGCUUUCAGGAUCUUCUGGGUGUGACUCCAAGCAAGGAAGGGGAACAGGCGCUGCUCCUCCCAACAGAGUACUCAGCCCCCCUGAGCAAAAAAAAACCCAUCAACAGUGAAACCAACCACCUUCCCAGUUCUCUCCUCCUCCCUGGAAGCUGUGCUCAGUUCCUCAUUCAGGUGUCUAUGCAUCUCUAGCAACUUUUAAAACAAUACCAAAGACAGACAAAAAGAAAGAUAACAAAGGCAAGUUCCGGUCCAUGUUUACUUUAGAGUGGAUGGUACGGCAUGGCAGUUCGGUGCUGUCCCCCGCGCCGGGGCUGCCGUUGUCCCUGGCACGUUGUCCCCUUCAGCACAGGCAGAGAGGGGCUUCUGCCCACGCUCCAGCCCUGCAGAGCUUUGGUUUGUUUUCAUUAGAUGUUUUAGUUGAAGAGAAGAAGAGAAGAGCGUGUGCUGCGGUGGGAUGCAGGGUCACAGGCCUCACUCCAGCGUGGCCCCCUCUCUCCUUCGCGUGUACAACAGACUCGAUUAUACAUCGGGGUGGGGUUUUUUGUUCACAGGGUUGGUUUUCUUUUCAAAGCCUUGUUACAGAGGUGGAUGUAGUUGCACAUUCAGGCCUGCUGUGGACCAUGAGAUGGAAACCUGGGCAUUCCCAGACGAGGGGAAGGAUGCCAGGGAGUUCAGGCUACAAACAAUGGGUAGAGUUUUUACUACUGUGAAUGAGACGGUAACUCCUGGGGGUGACCUCCUGUGACUUGUACAGUUGUGAACAACAAUCACAUGUGGUACUUUUCUCUCUCCGCCCUCCCCCCCUUUCCUUUUUGUUUAAACAUUGCACGUGCUACCUUUUUUCUUACAAAAUAGCUUGGUGGUACAUUAGCUUCUUUAUAUUGUAAAGAAAAAAAGUCGUUAUCCAUCACAUCACGAUAAAAAAAAAUGCUUUCCAGCAAUCAAUUUAAAUAAAAAAGACUUAAUUUACAAAUGGUACCCAGCUUCCUGAGCUCCCUGGAGGUGGUUGCUUGACCCAGGCAGUCUCCUUUCUUUCACCGGGUGGUCACUGGGACCAUGGCCUUACCACUCACAUGCUCCUUGUGCAGUGGAGCUCCUUCAUCACUGGCCUAAAAGCUGAUUCAAGGAUGGGUUCACAGCUGCCAAAAGGCAGAGAGCACCUUGCCCUGCUAAGUUAGAGAAAGGAGAAAAAAACUCCUUUCUUUUUUGGGAAGAAAAGGUAAGUUUAAACCUUCUUCUUACAGUUAAGAGCUUUCAAUUCUCAUCUUGGCAGUCAUAUCCCAGGCUCCCAUCUGUAAUUGCCUGAAGAUGAGUCCUAGGGAACCUCGGUCUUGACCCAAACCCCUAAUGAAGCAGCAGGCGCUUUAGUCCCCUCAGAGCAGGCUAUAAAUGAUAACAAUAAUUAUAAUAAUGAUAAUAAAUCUCAAAUCACUAAUUUUUGCCAUUAGUCCCCACCUUAUGGGAUGAAGUUAUCUGGGUCUAGAAAGGGCAGGUCUAGUAAUUAUUGCAAGUGCAGAUGGGAAAAAGAAACACUCUUGAUCCCUAUUCCUGCCACUAACCUCCAGAAAGACGUAAGGAACUCUGAAUAAAGCAAACACCCCAUGACACUGCACUGAGCAGUAAUGACCUGUGCAGUAAUGAUGUCUGGAAGCAGGAAAGAAGCACAAUGACCUCUCUACAUACACCGAGUUGUUAUCACUUACGCACAUGAGCGAGAGGGAGACAACCAGGCUACGGCACAUCUGGGUUUUUAUCUGCACAAAAGCACUGUUUCUGAGCUGUGGUUCUUCUGACUCCAUGAAAAUAGAACUUGGAAAAAAAAGUCAUUCUUUCAGAAUGUUUUCUAAAAAAGCAUCUUGUGAUGUGCAGAAGCGAAGCUACCUGCAGAGGAACACGCAGGCAGAGAUGACCGUGUCUGUGCAGGUACCUUGGCAAUCCCUCGCGCUGACAGAGCUACUGGCCACACUGAGCAAUGGCAGCAAGAAUCAAGGUCAUAUUUAGUCUUGGCCCUUCAGCUUCUUUUCCAAAAAUCUGCAUUAAGAACCACCAAUACUCUUAACACACAUGGUUCAUUUUCAGGAGUGCAGCUGUCAGAUAUGCCCCUAAGAAUACUUAAACUAUUCCUUCUUGCCUGCACAACCACCUCCCAUCUUCCCCCCAGCCUCCCCUCCAUACCCUACAGCACUUACUUAAAGGUAGCUUGAACAGAUAACAUUACAGAUAAAGGCUCCCUUUUGCAGCA
Cuculus canorus (common cuckoo) is the source of this 12022-nucleotide messenger RNA. RefSeq names its product sterile alpha motif domain containing 11 (gene SAMD11). Lineage: Eukaryota; Metazoa; Chordata; Aves; Cuculiformes; Cuculidae. Bases 6388 to 9393 code for a protein of 1001 amino acids. Gene Ontology annotation, molecular function: DNA-binding transcription activator activity, RNA polymerase II-specific; protein binding; RNA polymerase II cis-regulatory region sequence-specific DNA binding. The record is from RefSeq and is a predicted model, not a curated record. The transcript is spliced from 24 exons. Gene Ontology annotation, cellular component: PRC1 complex. Gene Ontology annotation, biological process: positive regulation of transcription by RNA polymerase II.